Leopardus geoffroyi (Geoffroy's cat) is the source of this 2585-nucleotide messenger RNA. RefSeq names its product transglutaminase 7 (gene TGM7). Gene Ontology annotation, molecular function: protein-glutamine gamma-glutamyltransferase activity. Gene Ontology annotation, biological process: peptide cross-linking. The record is from RefSeq and is a predicted model, not a curated record. Lineage: Eukaryota; Metazoa; Chordata; Mammalia; Carnivora; Felidae. The coding region runs from base 1 to 2394 and encodes 797 amino acids. The transcript is spliced from 14 exons.
AUGCUUGGGGAGGAUUUCGUGGAGAAGGUGGAUGUUGAGUUUUACUGGAAAAAUCGAGACAGUGGGGAUGUAGAGAUUGGGGUCCUUCCUCAAUCCCUACAGCCAGAGGGUGGAACGGCCACUGGAUGUUACACAUGGGGUGGAGAAGCUUCCUUUGGAGGCUCCGUAGUUCCUGUGGCAGCCUUGAAGUUCAGGUCUGUGGACCUGCAGAGCCCAAGAAACAACCAGGAGCAUCACACGCAGGAGAUGGGCCUGAAGCGGCUUGUUGUACGCCGGGGCCAGUCCUUUCUGCUCCAACUACAUUUCAGCCGACCCUUCCACUUUGGGACAGACUACCUCACCUUUGUGGCUGAGACGGGACCAGCGCCCACGGAGUUGCUGGGAACCCGAGCCACCUUCUCCCUUACCCAGGCUCGACAAGGGAAUGUCUGGAGUGCUUCUGACUUCACCAUUGACACCAACUCACUCUUUGUCUCCCUUUUUACACCAUCCAAUGCAGUCAUUGGUCCCUACACUCUGAAGAUAGAGAUCUCUCAGGGCCAGGGUCACAGUGUGACUCACCCAUUGGGAACUUUCAUCCUGCUUUUUAACCCUUGGAAUGCAGAGGAUGAUGUCUACCUGCCAAGUGAAAUACUAUUGCAGGAGUAUAUCAUGAUGGACUAUGGCUUUGUUUACAAGGGUCAUGAAAGAUUCAUCACCUCCUGGCCCUGGAACUAUGGGCAGUUUGAAGAGGACAUCAUAGAUAUCUGCUUUGAGAUCUUGAACAAGAGCCUGUACUUCUUAGAGAACCCAUCCAAAGACUACUCCCAGCGGAAUGACCCUGUGUACGUCUGCAGGGUGGUGAGCGCCAUGAUCAACAGCAACGAUGACAACGGUGUGCUGCAGGGAAACUGGGGAGAGGACUACUCCAGGGGGGUCAGCCCGCUGGAGUGGAAUGGCAGCGUAGCCAUCCUGCGGCAGUGGUUAGCCAGGGGCAGGCAGCCUGUGAAGUAUGGACAGUGCUGGGUCUUUGCAGCUGUGAUGUGCACAGUAAUGAGAUGUUUAGGUGUUCUAACCCGUGUGGUUUCCAAUUUUCAUUCUGCACACAACAUGGACAGGAACUUGACCGUCGACACCUACUAUGACCAAAAUGCAGAGAUGCUGCCUACUCAGAAGCGAGACAAAAUAUGGAAUUUCCAUGUCUGGAAUGAGUGCUGGAUGAUCCGGAAAGAUCUCCCACCAGGAUACAAUGGGUGGCAAGUUCUGGACCCCACUCCCCAGCAAACCAGCAGCGGGAUAUUCUGCUGCGGUCCUGCUUCUGUGAAGGCCAUCAGGGAAGGGGAGGUUCACCUGCCCUAUGACACCCCAUUUGUGUACGCUGAGGUGAAUGCUGAUGAAGUCAUUUGGCUCUUCAGAGAUGGUCAGGCCCAGGAAAUCCUGGACCAUAAUACCCGUUCCAUUGGGAAGGAAAUCAGCACCAAGAUGGUAGGGUCAGCUAAGCGACAGAACAUUACCAGCUCCUACAAGUAUCCAGAAGGAUCCCCUGAAGAGCGAUCUGUGUUCAUGAAGGCUUCCCAGAAAAUGCUGGGCCCAGGAAGGGCCUCCUCACCCUUCCUGGAUCUGCUGGGGUCCAGGGGAUCUCAGGAUCAGCCAGCCCAGCUGCAGCUUCACCUGGCCAGGACGCCUGAGUGGGGCCAGGACCUAUUGCUGAAGCUGCAUGCCCUGAGGGUGCCAGACAGAGUCCACCCCCGGGGUCCCAUCAGACUGGUGGUGCACUUCUGCGCACAGGCCCUGCUGCACCAGGGUGGCACCCGGGAGCCCCUCUGGAGGCAAACAGUGCACUUGAACCUGGACUUUGGGGAGGAGAUACAGUGGCCGCUCUUGCUACCCUACGACAAUUAUAGAAACAAGCUGACAGAUGAGAAGCUGAUCCGUGUGUCUGGCAUUGCCAAGGUGGAGGAUAUGGGGAGGUCCAUGCUGGUCCUAAAAGAUAUCUCUCUGGAACCUCCCAAUUUAUCUAUUGAGGUGUCUAAAAGGGCUGAGGUGGGCAAGGCACUGAGAGUCCACAUCACCCUCACCAAUACCCUAAUGACUGCUCUGAGUAACUGCAUGAUGGUGCUGGAGGGAAGUGGCCUCAUUGAUGGGCAGAUAUCCAAAAACAUUGGGACUCUGGUGGCUGGACACACCAUCCACAUUCAACUGGACCUCUACCCCAUCAAAACUGGACCACGCCAGCUGCAAGUCCUCAUCAGCAGCAAUGAGAUCAAGGAGAUCAAGGGCUACAAGGACAUCUUUGUUGCUGCAGCCAGGGUUUCUUCAGCCCCGCCCCGCCCCGCCCUGUACUCUCCCAACCACCCCCUCCCGUCUCUCCCUGAGCCCAGCACCCUUCCUACUGCUCCCCUCCUCAUCCCCUAGCCCCUUCCCUACCCCCCACUCCUGAUACCCUUCCAGCCCUCUGGCAGCCCCACCUUGGUCUUUUCUGCUCCUGAAGGUGUAAUGUUAUCUUUUCCCCUUCUCUGUCCGGUUCCUGGCCUGCUUGGGGUGAAUGAAGCACUAUUAGAACCUCUGUGCAUCUUGGGAAGAGACAAUAAAGACCUCUUAAUUUA